This is a messenger RNA of Aspergillus alliaceus, 3411 nucleotides long. RefSeq names its product CAP-Gly domain containing linker protein BIK1. Gene Ontology annotation, biological process: ribosome biogenesis; endonucleolytic cleavage of tricistronic rRNA transcript (SSU-rRNA, 5.8S rRNA, LSU-rRNA). Bases 1 to 3411 code for a protein of 1136 amino acids. The record is from RefSeq and is a predicted model, not a curated record. The transcript is spliced from 5 exons. Gene Ontology annotation, molecular function: RNA endonuclease activity. Gene Ontology annotation, cellular component: nucleolus. Lineage: Eukaryota; Fungi; Ascomycota; Eurotiomycetes; Eurotiales; Aspergillaceae.
AUGGCGCCCCUUGACGACAUCCAGGUCGGCGACCUGGUAAACGUUCCCGGGGGUAUGUAUGGGACAAUCAAGUACUUGGGUGGUGUAGCUGGCAAACCAGGGAAAUUCGCUGGCAUCGAACUGGCAGCUGAGCAUGCCAGACGAGGGAAGAACAAUGGAGACGUGGACGGGAAGAAAUACUUUGCAACCUCCACCCCUGGCUCCGGCAUAUUCGUUCCGAUGAACAACAACAAGUAUGUUACAAAACGUUCGUCCGGCCCUAGUGUUCCCAGUGUAACCCCUCCAACGCCCUCCCGACCCAUCAACUUCAGCAAAUCCGUCGGCCCUGGCUUGAGCCCCGCAGUUCGAACUCCCCGUCCGGGUGUGAGACGACCUUCGCUUCCCCGAGCAGAAUCUCCGUGGGGCCCGUCGCCCUCGAAAUUGAGUCUUACAGGACUACGCACUCCCUCUGGGGCAUCGAGGACCCCCAGCUCGAAUGGCCAUCCGCGGAGUCCAGUUAAAGCGCCCUCCCGAACCUCCAGCCGACCGCCCUCCCGCCUGAGUGUAGAUGAUGACUUUCAAUCCACGAGGACGUCGGAUAUCCAGCGGAAUGCGAUGGCCACGGAGGUGCAGGAGUUGAAGGAUCAGGUUAAGGGUCUCGAGAAGCAGCUUCUAGACCGCGACAAACAGCUAGAUGAACAGGCAAAUGCAUUGUCCGAAUUCCAGAGAAUGCUGGAAGAGCUGGAGGGGUCGGACGCUCUUUCUAUCCGCGCUCAGCUGCGCGACAGGAAUGAGAGGAUUGCUCAGCUCACGGCAGAGUUCGACCUCCAUCGGGCGGAUUUCAGGAGCACUCUGGAUACCUUGGAAGUAGCUGCCGCUGAAACAGAGCGGGUAUAUGAGCAGCGUCUGGAUGAGCUGAUGCAGCAAAAUAAGGAGCUGCAAGACAGAGGAGAAGACGUUGAGACUGUUGCAAGGCAGCUAAAGCUGCUGGAGGAGUUGGUUUCGGAGUUAGAGGAGGGUCUAGAAGAUGCGCGCCGUGGAGAAGCUGAGGCACGGGCAGAAGUCGAGUUUUUGAGGGGCGAGGUCGAACGGACGAAGCUUGAGUUGGAUAGGGAACGUGGAAGGUCUUCUCCUCACACGGCUGGAGAUGGACAACAGCAUUCGAGAGAGCUUGACCAGAAGGAUGAUGAAAUCCGUGGUCUCAAAGCCAUUAUCCAUUCCUUAAGCCGGGGUGACCCCAAUCUGCACGCACUUCAACAAAAUGAAAUUGGGAGUUCGCAGCCGGAGUAUGAUGCAGAACAUGUGGCGCACUUGGAACAGCGUGUGGAGGAGUUCGAACGUAUGACAGAACGGAAGACUUUCCGCAUUGAGGAACUGGAGCAUGAGCUUCAGCAAUUGCAAUUCAAUAGCGAUAGUCGCCCUCACAACCCCAUUACCAAUGGUUCACACUCCUACCACAAAUCUUCGAGCUCCAUUGGAAAGAUCGGACCCGAGCAUACUGCUAACCAUGCCCAUCGGCUGUCUGACCGCACUGUGGUCCCAGGCGACUGGCACGAUCAACCGCCGCAUGAUGACCAAUACCAGGCUUACCCUGGACGGCUCCGCAGUGCUUCGGAAUCUUCCCAUCAGCGACUGGAAACUAUGCACGAAUCUGAUGGCCGAUCUGAUGAUGACGCUACUUCUCUAUGGUGCGAGAUUUGUGAAACCGGUGGCCAUGACAUCCUGAGCUGCACUAAUAUGUUUGGUGCCGACCAAAAAAACAAGAAUCCUGACACCAAAGAGACCUCUCAUGAGGACUCAACUGAUGAAAAAUUCACGCCGGAGACAUCACCUGCCCCGGAGUCCGCACCGUCCGGUAAUGGGGAUCCCACAACCCCUCAAAAAACGAAAACCGGUCGCGAUGUUGUUCUAGAGGGGUUGAAAGGCGUCGCGACAACAUCUUCCAUGGGCCCUGUUGCAGGGAAAGCGAGCGGGAUAGUUGAUGAAUCGAAAAAGGCCGACUACUCCGACUACUCAGGAACGCUAGGCGGCUGCACCAACUCUCCCUCUUUAUACUUCGUCUCAGCAACAGUACCACACGCCUUGCAAGUCCGCUUUUCCUGGUCCGCGCCGAAUUCUUCAACCACCUCUUUCACCUGCGUUCCCAGGUCCGUACACACAAACCGCUUCUCCCAUACAAUCUCAGUACAGUUCUUGCAGUACCACCGCAUAAUGAAUAAUUUUGUGUAUCGCUUGAUCUUUGCAACCUUAACUGGCCGUACUGUGCACAUCUCUCAAAUCCGCCCUUCCUCUCCAACCAAUCCCGGUCUUACUCCCUAUGAAAUCUCUUUCCUUCGUCUUCUCGAGGCUGUCACCAAUGGCUCUCAACUGGAAAUUUCUUAUACGGGAACUAUCUUGGUCUACAAACCUGGUCUCAUCACUGGAAGCGGUGCAGGAGCAGGCAGUGGUGGUGUGAUCAGGCAUGAGCUCCCAGCAAGUUGCACUCGCGGUGUGAGUUACUACCUGCUGCCACUUUGCCUUUUGGCGCCAUUCUCCAAAGCUCCUAUAAAGGUUCUCUUUACUGGUCCUGGUGUAAUCACUUCAUCCACACCAACGGGUGAUAUGUCGGCGGACAGCGUGCGGACAGCGAUCUUACCGCUUUACAAUCAAUUUGGAAUUUUCAACAAUAUCGAACUCCGUAUCCUACGAAGGUCCAACCCUGGCCCCAAUGGCAGAGGAGGUGGCGGUGAAGUUCAGCUGGUUUUCGGUCACCAAGUCCGCCUUCCAAAAACUCUUCACCUGAUGAACGCGGGCAGAAUAAAGAAGAUUCGUGGUGUGGCCUAUGCUGUGGGUGUCUCAGGCUCCAACAACGCAAGAAUGAUCGAAACUACUCGUGGUGUUCUAAACCCGCUUGUGCCUGACACUUACAUUUUUUCUGAUGUGUCAUCUGCCCCGCUGGUUCCUGCCCACGACAAGACCAAUCCUUCGGCUAAGAAGAAGUUUGGUCUUGGAUUCGGAUUGUCGCUGGUUGCAGAGUCCUCUACCGGUUGCCUCUUUUCUGCCGACGUAGCAUCCCCACCUACAGGUGGCCAGCCUCCUGAGGAUAUUGGAAGGCAGUGUGCCUAUCAGCUACUAGAAACUAUCUCGAAAGGUGGUUGUGUUGCCCCUGCUGCUGCCCCGACAAUGUUGGGUCUUAUGACCAUGGGUUCUGAGGACGUUGGUCGGCUUCAAGUUGGUCGUGAUGUGAUUGCAGACGAAGGAGUAAUCCAGCUGGCGAGGGAUUUGGCGAAAUUUGGUGCCCCUGGCUGGGGUCUCCGAGAGGCUGCCGGGGAGAAUGAGCAUGGUGACGUUGUUAUCAGCGUAGUUGGACGGGGUAUCGGCAAUGUUGGGCGAAAAAUAACCGCCUUGUUUCAGAAUGCGGCCACUUUGCAGACGGAUCGACCUGAAACGUGA